CUCAUAAAAGGGUGCCUCUGCUAAGCUCUAAGGAACCUCAUCCAGCAGAGCUACACACAACAGCUUUCCCUGCAGAGAUCUCCCAGCAUCUACAGAGUCCCUCAAGUAACCCCUAGUGGGGUGAAGGAAGGAUGGGAAGUGCUUUCAGUCAUGAGGCUGAAUACCUUAAGAAGAAGAGGUCCUAUGAGCCUCUCUAUUUCCAUCCCAAGGCCAAGGGCAACCAGAUCCUGCUGAAUGACUGCUAUUCGAGGGCAGAAAGGAUAUCUACCUUUCAUGAUGGCAUUGUCUUUACCAACCGGCCAAUCCAGCCUUAUGAAAUAGUAACCCUCAGGAUCCUGGAGAUGGAAGAUAAAUGGAAUGGUGGACUUCGAGUAGGGUUCAGCUGCUUGGACCCCUCAAAUAUCAACCCUUGCAGCUUGCCCCCUUUUAUCUGUCCUGAUCUAAUAGCCCAAUCUCCCACUUGGGCAGCUGUCUUGCCUGAUCAGUUCAUUAAAGUUGGAGAUAUCAUCCACUUCUGGGUGAACAACUCAGGAAAAGUCUUCUUGAGAACCAACGAGGUCAAAAAGUUUCCUUUACUUGGCAGAGUGGCUGUGAGCUCUCCUCUUUGGGCUGUGUUGGAUGUCUAUGGAACUACAAAAGCCAUCGAGCUGCUCACUCCUAUGAGUAAACCUUGCUGGCCCAGACUUGUGACACCAAAGUUCAAGGAUGAACCUCAAGACUUCUGUUUCUGCUUCCCAGAUGGAGAUGAAGAAGAAUGUUCCGUCUGUUUUUACCAUGCCAAGAACACUUGGCUUUUUCCUUGUGGCCACACCAUCCUCUGCUAUUGCUGUGCCAAUCGCAUCUUCAGAGACACUGCCAAGUGCCCCAUGUGCCGUUGUAAGAUUGAGCUAUUCUAUCUACAAAAUAAAUUCACUCCAGCAGAUCCUUCGAAUUUCUCUUCAACAUCUACUAUUGCAGUGGAAUCCAGGCAGUGCUGAGGCAGGAGCACCAAGACCAGCUAAUCGUCUUCUCAUGACACCCUCUCCUCAAAGCUGGCCUUGCCAUUUCAUACUGAAUAAAGAGACUUUGUCAGUGACUUCUUUGAUAUUACCCAUCCAAGCUCUGUCACUUAACUCCUUGUGUGAACCUGGCCAACUCAUUUAAUGCCUCUCAGACUCAAAUUCCUCAUCUGUAAAAUGGGGAUGCUACCUACCUCAUAGGCUUGUUGAAGAAAUGAAUAAUGUACAGUAUUUAAUAUAAUCAUAAAGCACUACAUGCUUAUAAACUUUUGUCACUGUUAUUUUUUCUUUAAUGGAACAUAUGAGUGGUAGGAAAGAGAUGAAUGACUAUCAGAGCCUGAGUAAAGACCAAGGAAGUAGGACAGGGAAAGAUAGAAGCAAAAGGCAAAAGUGUCCCCUCCCCUCUUCCACUCUCCCCACUUCCCUACCACACCACCACCACUCCCACUUCACAAAAAGUAGGGGAGGAAGGAUCUGGGAUAGGGGUUGGGGAUUCCAGAAUCUCUGAGAUGGAAGGGACCUUAGAGAUACUUAAUUCAACCUUUGCCCAAAUAUAUUGGGGAAGAGCAUUCCCA
Molecule: messenger RNA, 1573 nt
Organism: Monodelphis domestica (gray short-tailed opossum)
Lineage: Eukaryota; Metazoa; Chordata; Mammalia; Didelphimorphia; Didelphidae
Gene: NEURL3
Product: neuralized E3 ubiquitin protein ligase 3
Source: RefSeq, a predicted model, not a curated record